AACAAUAAGCAUUGGCGAAAAAUUCAUCAAUGAAAAGCUGUAGUAAAAAAGUUCACGGAGUUGCGCGUUUGUGCGAAUUUCAUUAUACCUCUCUGUCUGAUUUUUAUUGAUUACUUUUCCAACCUUGAAAUUCGGUGCAAAUUGUGGGCUGAAAAACACCAAUGAAAGAGAUUCGGUUUUUAAGAAUGAAAUAUUUGUGUGACAAACGUAAUAGUAUAAAUAUCGUGUGUUAUCUCGAGUAUUAAUUUUCGGUCAUGAGUAACAGCAAACAAAACGACUGGGUUUCGCUUAUCAUCAAUAGAUUCGAAGAACAACUACCGUAUCGUUGUGGAGUACAAUCAUCCCACGCAAAAAUCAACGCCGAGCAUAUACAAGCAUGGCUGGUGAAAAUAAGCAAAUACAGAUUCUCGUUGAUUUUCCCCGGUCUCAUCAAGAUACUAACUCGAGUCAACGAAUCGACUCUCGUUCGUCUUCCUGGAUCAGAUGCAGAAAAACACUAUCAAGAAUCUCAGUUGAUCAUUUUAGAUACGCUGGAAAAAUGUUUAGCUAAUCAACCGAAAGAUAUGACGAGACUGGACGAGGCUCUUAAUGUGAAAUCUCUUCUGAGAGAAAUUUGCCAAUUUAUUGUUCUGGAUACGUCCACUGAAAGCCAGAAUAAUAUUCGUUUGAAGGCUGUUGCAUCGAAAGUAUUGCAUACUGUUUCGUUGAACUUUUUUAACGUAGUUUUUAAUCGUAUAUCUGGAAGACUGGAAGAAUUAAGUGUUAGUACCGAAGAGAAAGAAAACCCAGACUAUGGAGAUAUAGAAUUAAUCCAGCAUAUUAGUAUUGAUAUUAAUAGAUUGAUAAAAAUACUCAAUGAAGUCAUUUCGAAAUUUAAAUUAUUGAAAAAAUCUGCCCAUGGGCCCUUGAUUAAUAGUUUAGAAGUAGCUAUCUGGAACUGGAUGGAUGCUCAUCCAGAUGAAUUUGGAGAAAUUCAGAAAGUACCUAACGAAGACUUAGCUCGAUAUUGUGAAACACUUUUUGAUAUUUUGGAUAUACACGCUGAUUCUAAAAAAGGUAGACCAUCGGUAUGGUCUUUACAGUUAUUGAUGCUGGUCUUAUCUCCAAAAGUACUCGAACAAAUCGUGAACGCAGAUUCAGGAGCACCUUGCUCUCCGAGACACAGUCGUAAGAAACAAUUCGUAGAUACUCUUAAACGUAACAUAAAUAUCCACGGUACUGGAAAGCAUCAUGUGGAAACUUCAGCCAUAGCUUUAGUGAAGCUUUGCAAGGCUUCAACUUAUAUAAAUAUGCAACAUUCCAACAACAUUGUAUUUACCUUAGUCCAAACAGUUGUUAAUGAUUUGAAGAGUUUGAUGUUCAAUGUGAAUAAACCCUUUUCUCGAGGACAAAUAUAUGCAUAUCAAGAUAUUGAUAUUAUGACUGAAUGCUUCGUAUCGUGUUUUCGACUCAAACCGCACAAUACAGAUGCGUUGAAAGUAUGCCUAAGUCCGUCUUCACCUCCGAUGUACUAUUAUGUUUUAGUUUCUGCUUUGUACAGAAUAAUUAUGGAAAGAAGAUUAGCAUGGUGGCCUAAAAUAGAUUUAUUCUACAAUAGAUCUUCCGAAUUGCGAUCCAUGUUUACCGAUACCCUUAAUAAAGUUACUCAUGGUUUCAUUGCUCAUACACCUUUACGUAUGAUCCAAUCUUUGACUUUGAAAAGCAAAGACUCUGGUUGCAAAUUCAAGGAUCGAGGUGAAGAAAUUCCUAGUCACAAAGCUCUGCUAUUAAUGAUGGUCAGAUUAAUCCAUGCAGAUCCGAUGUUAAUGCUCAACAAUCAAGGCAAACCCGGCCACGAAAUCCAAAGCUCCACUUUGGAAUUGAUCAACGGUCUGGUUAGCCUGGUACCUCAGACAAAUAUGAUCGAUGUGGCUCAAGAAGCUAUGGAAGCUUUACUAGUCUUACACCAGCCAGAAAAAAUCGAAAUGUGGAAUCCAGAAGCACCCAUUAACACGUUUUGGGACGUGAGUUCCCAGGUAUUAUUUUCAAUUUCACAAAAAAUGAUUCAGCAUCAGAUAGUUAAUUACACGGAUAUCCUGAAAUGGUUGAAACAAAUAUUGAUCUGUAGAAAUGAAUUUUUAUCUAGACACAAAGAGUACGCUAAUGUUGGAACUCACAUACCGAUUUGUAAACAAGCACAUAUCAAAUUGGAGGUGGUCUUCCUGAUGUAUUUAUGGAGCACUGAUAUCGAAGCUGUGUACACGUCAAUGUCGUGUUUUAGUUUGCAAUGCGAAGAGGCUGAUAUCAGGUGCAGUUCGGAUGAAAUUACAGUUCAGAGUUUGUUACCAAAUUAUGCAGUUUAUCAAGAGUUAUCUCAGGCUGCUUCUUUAUUCAAUUUAGGUCGAAUUCUCUUACAAAAACGUAUCACGGCUAUUCUCAGAAAACUGGAGCACUGUGUUAAUGGAGUCCAACCCGCUUGGGAAGAAACAUUUCGUAAUUGGGAAGUAUCUACUAAAGUUAUAUCAGCAUUUUCGAAAACCAAAACCGAAGAUUUACCUCUUGAAGCGUGCCAUAGAUCUUUAGCCAAACGUAGAGCAUCUCAGCAAAGCUCCGAACACGAUGUCGAUGAUCAAAUUAACGAAUGGGCCAACAUGACUGGAUUCUUAUUAUCAGUCGGUGGAGUUCUUUUGCAAAAUAAAUCAGCGAUGAAGAACUCCACUUUGGAUUUAGAAUUCAAGAAAACAUUCACAUUACCUGGAUCUUCUCAAGAAGUCCAGUAUUGUCCAGUUACUCAAUUCAUCAAUCAAUUACUCAGGUUACUUUUAUGUUCGGGGGAAAAAUACGGAUUAUUGAUACAAAAACAUAUCAAAGAACUCGUUGGCCACGAAAUGAACCCAUCUCUUUACCCAAUUCUAUUCGAUCAAAUAAAAUCAGUCGUUGAGAAAUUUUUCGAUCAACACGGUCAAGCUUUAAUCGAUCCUGGUAACACUCAGUUCAUCGAACACGUCGUCUACAUUAUGAAAAUGGUUUUGGAGAAGAAAGUUGACGAACCUUUUGAGAAUUUCGGCGUCACCAGUAUCGAAGGAAUGAUUUUAACCAUCGUUAGAUACGUUCGUUAUUUGGAAUCAUCAGUGAAUACGAUCCAUUUGAAAACGAAAAUUUGUCAACUAGUGGACGUAAUCAUGAAACGUAGAGACGAUCUGUCGUUCAGACAAGAGAUUAAAUUUCGUAAUAAAAUGGUCGAGUAUUUAUCCGAUUGGAUUAUGGGGGUAUCUCGUCAAGUAUCACCUUCGUCGUCUAUCGAUGUGUCGCCAGUGACGAGUAGAGAUUUAGAUCAAGCUUGCAUGGAAGCUGUGGCCGGAUUACUGAGUGGGCUUCCAUUACAGCCGGAAGAAUCGGACAGAGGUGAUUUAAACGAAGCUAAGAGCCAGCUAUUCCUCAAAUAUUUCACAUUAUUCAUGAAUCUACUCAACGAUUGCGCCGAUGCUAGUCAACGUUUAGAGAAAAAUUCAUCGUGGCAAGAGAACGAAGCGAAUAAACUGAACGCUCUGAGAAGCGCUAUCAUUCAAGCUAUUUCUAAUUUACUUUCAGCCAAUAUAGAUAGCGGUCUAAUGCACUCUAUAGUGGCUACUCACCAUGUCGCUGAACCUUACACCAAACGAGAUAUCAUGAUAUCGGAAAAUCUAGUGGCUUUAUCGCCCUUCCUACCUACCGACUUCAGUUACAGUAAAGAUACUCAGAAUCGAGCCGCGUUUAUGGAAGUGUUGACCAAAAUGUUACAACAAGGUGCCGAAUUCAAUAUGUUAGCCGAUUCCGUAUUAGCAGAUCGUUACGAACAACUUGUACAACUUAUCACGAUGAUUAGCGAUAAAGGUGAAUUGCCAAUUGCGAUGGCUUUAGCUAAUGUGGUCACUACGUCACAAAUGGAUGAGCUGGCUCGUGUCUUUGUCACUAUUUUCGAAGCUAAACACUUACUGUCGCCUUUGCUGUGGAAUAUGUUUUAUCGCGAGGUGGAGGUUUCAGAUUGUAUGCAAACGCUGUUUCGAGGCAAUUCUCUCGGAUCGAAGAUAAUGGCGUUUUGUUUUAAAAUCUACGGAGCUAGUUAUCUUCAAAAUUUACUUGCUCCUUUGAUACAGCCAUUGAUCGAUGGUGAAGUGAAAAGCUUCGAGAUUGAUCCGGCUAGAAUGAAUUCCAAUGAAGACAUUGAAGAAAAUAGAGUGAACCUGACCACAUUAACUCAAACCGUAUUUGACGCAAUUGUCUCUUCUGGACCUUCGUUUCCAUCACAAUUACGUAGCAUGUGCCAUUGCUUAUACCAAGUACUCAGCAAACGUUUCCCUCAAGUACCUCACAGUAACGUGAGCAGCGUCGGCACGGUGAUUUUUCUCAGAUUUAUCAAUCCAGCUAUUGUUUCGCCUCAAGAAUCUGGUAUCGUCAACGUCACCGUACCACCUCAUGUCAAACGUGGACUUAUGCUGAUGUCAAAAAUACUGCAAAACAUCGCCAAUCACGUCGAGUUCAGUAAAGAACAACACAUGAUACCGUUCAACGAUUUCCUUCGUCAUAAUUUUGAAGCUGGUCGAAGAUUUUUCAUAAAAAUAGCCUCUGAUUGUGAAACCGAAGACCAAACACCACAUUCUAUGUCAUUCGUGAGCGACGUGAAUGUCCAUGCAUUACAUAGACUUUUGCACCACCAUCAAGAAAAAAUAGGCGAAUAUUUAUCCAGCAGUAGGGAUCAAAAAGCAGUCGGACGGAGACCUUUCGAUAAGCUGGCUACGUUGUUGGCGUAUCUGGGACCACCGGAACAUAAAUUUCCCGAAUUGCAUAGUAAUGAUAUUUCUCGCAGAUGGAGUUCUUUAGAUUUGCCCGGUUUUGAGGGCACUAUCGGGCAACCUUGGUUAAGCGCCGAAGAAUACAAGAGUAUCAAGAAUAUGAAUAUUUUUUACCAAUAUGGAAAUUCGAAAAAUAAUAAUCCGGUGUUUUAUUACAUCGCUCGCAGGUUCAAUGAUUUUAUUCUGUCUUGUAGACACGAAGAAGUGAGCAAUGAGAAAUUCAUGAUGUACGUUAUUCAGACAUUGGCUCCGUAUCAGCAUGCUCCUUGGGAGUUGUUCAUCGAUUUUACUCAUACUGGUACCGAAAAUAGAUUCAGAACUUCUUACCUGAAGAACUGGAUGUGUUGCCGAGGAAUUAAUCGUAAGAAUCUCGUAUUCGCUUAUGUCUAUAAUUGUAACGGAUGGGUACGAGAAUACUCGAAAUUCCACGAAAGUAUUUUAGCUCCUAUCAAGUAUUAUCGAAACAUCGUGUUUAUGGAAUCGAUCACCAAAAUAAACGAAUACAUAGCUCCAGAUCAACAAAAACUACCCGGAGCUACUUUAGCUCUCGAAGAAGACCUGAAAGUAUUCAACGGCGCCUUAAAAUUAUCCCACAAAGAUACGAAAGUUGCCAUUAAAGUCGGUCCUUCUACUUUGCAAAUAACCCAUUUGGAAAAAACCAAGGUUCUUUCACAUUCUGUGCUGCUGAACGACGUUUAUUACGCGGCUGAAAUCGAAGAAGUUUGCCUAGUCGACGACAAUCAGUUCACCGUUACCAUCGUUAAUGAUUCGGCUCCUCUAUCGUUUAUUCAUAACGACUGCGAUGUCAUCGUACAAUCCAUUAUUCAUAUCAGAAAUCGCUGGGAAUUAUCCCAACCUGAGUCGGUCAACGUUCAUCAUAAAAUAAGACCAAAAGAUGUACCUGGAACAUUGCUGAAUAUGGCGUUGCUCAAUUUAGGUUCCUCAGAUCCUAAUCUCAGGUCCGCAGCUUACAAUCAACUGUGCGCAUUGACAGCUAAGUUUGAUCUCAAGAUCGAAGGACGUUUAUUGGAAACUUCCGGUUUAUGUAUUCCGUCAAAUAAUACCAUAUUCAUUAAAUCAGUCAGUGAAACUUUGGCCACCAAUGAAACCAGAUUGACGUUGGAAUUUCUCGACGAAUGUAUCCAAAGCUUCCAGUUGUCGAAUAUCGAAAUGAAACAUUUAUGUUUGGAGUAUAUGACACCUUGGUUGAUGAAUUUAGUCAAAUUUUGCAAAUCAACUGACGAAACCAAGAAAACCAAAGUAAUACAGAUCUUGGAAAAAUUAAUAUCUCUAACUAUACAAGAAGUAGAAAUGUACCCUUCAAUCCAAGCCAAAAUUUGGGGCAGUAUUGGAAAAGUUUCCGAAUUAAUCGACAUCGUGUUAGAAUGUUUUUUGAAACGAAGUGCCGAAGCUAGAAUAGGAUCUCCGGUCGUAGAAGUACUGGCCGAUACCGCAGUUGCUUUGGCUUCAGCCAACGUACAACUUGUAGCUAGGAAAAUCAUCAGUAAAUUGUGCUCGCUCUUCGAACAGAGUUGUAUAUCACCCACGCAGAAUUUGGAGAACCAUGUGCUGUGGGGAGAUAUCAUGAUAUUGUCAAGAUAUCUGCUCAUGCUGUCGUUUAAUAAUUGUUUGGAUGUUAUUCAACAUUUACCAUAUCUAUUCCAUACGGUUACAUUUCUAGUUAAUUCUGGUCCGGUUAAUAUGAAAGCUUCGAUACAUGGAUUAGUGAUUAAUGUGAUCCAUUCUUUGUGUACUUGUUCCGAACCUACAUUUUCAGCUGAAACGCAACGAGUAUUACAAAUGAGUCUUGAUGAGUUUUCUUUGCGAAAAUAUUACCCUUUGUUUGGCAUCAGUCAAGUGAAAUCUGCUUCUGUGACUGCUUUCCGGUAUCAUCUGCGACAGCCUGAUAGUAGAGCGAAUGAUUUCAAGUUUGGUAACAAAGGAAAUGAGAAAAGUACUAAUGGACCUGAUAACGAACGGCUGAGUUUAUCAUCACUUGAAAUUAUCAUCGAUGCUUUACUCGAAAUAAUGGAGGCUUGCUCUAGAGAUAUUCCAAAUUGCGACUGGUUACAAACAUGGACCGAACUAGCUCAGAAUUUCGCGUUCUGUUAUAAUCCAGCAUUACAACCGAGAGCAUUAAUUGUCUACGGUGUUAUCUGUAAAUCGAUCAAAGACCACGAUAUCAGGCAACUACUUAGAAUACUCGUUAAAGCUUUAGAAAAAUCCAGCGAUUUGACUUCCAUCGAAGCACCGGUCGUCUGUUUGACCAGACUUCAACCUUUACUCAGACCGGAAUCUAAAAUACAUGGUUUCCUUUUCUGGAUCGGUGUGUCUGUGUUACAACUUGAAAACGAACAACUUUUUGAGACUGGACUAGCCUUAAUAGAACAAAAUUUACAUAUCUUAGAUUCCCAAGGCAUUUUUGAAGAUAAACCAUUGGAUAUGUUUAUGAUGUCAGCCAGGGAACCUAUCGAAGAGUGGUAUUUCCGAACAAUGGAUGGAGAAGUUGGAUUGAGUUUUAAAGAAAAUUUCCACUUCGCCUUGGUUGGUCAUCUAAUCAAAGGAUUCAGGCAUCCUUCAAACGCAACGAAAUCAAGAACAGCUCGAGUGCUGAUGUUUUUACUAUCAAUCAUAGCCAAACCUUAUAAAAGAGAUAAAUUCGAAGUCACCACCGAAAGUAUCGCCUACUUAACAGCAUUGGUCGCUGUUUCUGAAGAAGUUCGAAGCAGAUGUAGACUUAAACAUGUAGAGACAAAUUUCGAAAACGUUGAUUCAACUUUUCAACAACCUGCUGACUUGACUAGUGAUAUUUCACCGACUGGUUCGAUCAACGGUAUAUGCACCAGGAGGCAAAAAUCUUGGGAAUUAUUGGAUCAAAAUUCCAUCAAACAAGGCUACAGAUAUCAUCAAGAUUUACAAACGACGACUGCAGCUACCACAACGGCUGUUUAUAAAAAUAAAAAUACUUUGGAGGAUCAUUUAUAUUAUGAAAAAGUGUGGAAAAGUUUAGACCUAGGGCCACCUCAACCGCCACCAAGGCCUCCUCAAAGAUCUUCCUCUUUAUCGGGUCAAACUGCUCCGCUUUCCGAACCGAAGGUUCGAAGUGAUCGUGCUUCCGUUUCGAACGAGAGUAAUAUUUUACUCGAUCCGGAGAUAAUUACCGAUAGCACUAUACAAGUGUUGACUUUGACUGUAUUAUCUACUUUGGUGAAGUAUUCGACUGAUGAACCUGAGAUGAGAAUUUUAUACCAGUAUUUGGCCGAUGGCUCGGUCAUGUUUUCCAAAGUUUUUAGAGUAGUGUAUAAUUUAUUGGAUGCUAGAUUAACGAGUAUUCUGCAAUGUUGCCACGAUCAAGUGUUAUUGAAUUCGGUGCAGAGUAUAAUACAUAAUAUGAUAGCUUGCGAAGAUACCAGUCAAGAUCAUUUGUAUUACGUUCACACUUGCGGUUUCGGUGGAUUGUGGAGAUUUGCCGGUCCAUUUACCAAAGGAAAAACAAAUCCUCAAGUUUUAGGCACCGAAAUGUUUGCUAAUUAUUUGGAAGCCAUUGUUGAAACGAUUCUUCCAGCCGAAGAAGGAGAUACUGGAAUUUCUUCCGAUCCUUCUACAACAGUAUCUUUGAUAACAUUAGCUUCACCUAUCGAUAAAGAACACAGUUCCUCUUAAGAUGCGUAAUCCCAGUGAUUUGUGGAAAGAUCUGAUUUGCAUUUAUAUAUCUAUGUGUAAUUUAUUAUGUUUUAUCUAAUGUCAUAAAAUUCACUUUUUUCAUGACUUACUCUGAUGUUGACAUUUAUUGUUUGAUCUGUUGUUUCACUGUUUUACCUUCCUUUUUUUUGUAUUUGUUAAUUUACUUAUUUUUAUUUUUGUUAGCUUGUUUACAUUCUAAAUUUUGUUCCCCUCCUUCCCCUUUGUAUCGUGUUCUCGAGUUUUUAAUCUUCCUUUAAUAAAGUGCUUAACUUAUU
Planococcus citri (citrus mealybug) is the source of this 8770-nucleotide messenger RNA. RefSeq names its product neurofibromin-like. The coding region runs from base 255 to 8474 and encodes 2739 amino acids. Lineage: Eukaryota; Metazoa; Arthropoda; Insecta; Hemiptera; Pseudococcidae. Gene Ontology annotation, biological process: regulation of GTPase activity. The transcript is spliced from 48 exons. The record is from RefSeq and is a predicted model, not a curated record.